Astrephomene gubernaculifera is the source of this 1551-nucleotide messenger RNA. The record is from the annotation of a GenBank genome assembly. Lineage: Eukaryota; Viridiplantae; Chlorophyta; Chlorophyceae; Chlamydomonadales; Astrephomenaceae.
CGCUGCGCUGCAGCUCUGUGCCUCAACCGCCGCCAUCAGCAGCAGCCCGGGAGCAGCAGCGGCCGCGCUAACACCUGCAGCAGCAGCAGCAGGUGGGCCCGCCCGUCAACGUCUCCAUGCACGUCUGGACGCGGACCGGGUGUACGCGGCUCGCUGGGCUGGGCGGGCGGUGGACGCGGCCAACGUCGCUGACAACUUGGCACGCAUGAGGAACAGGCGCUGGGUGGUUUCGGAGUGCGCUCGGCGGGUGGCCGGGGACUACCCGGGGCAGCGGCUGCUGAUCGAUUACGGCCUGCGGGAGACAGCGCGCUGGGGGCGACCCAUGGGUCUGCCGCCAGCGGAAGGAGAGGAGGAGGGGCAGGAGGACGCGGAUGAGGGAGGUCUGGAGGAGGAGGAGGAGGCUGCAUGCGCGUCAUCACCCGAGCAGCGGUUGCGGUUGCGGCGGUGGUGGUGGUGUGUGCGGCUGCGGCUGCUGCGGCACAGCGACCGGCUGGAGGCGCUGGUGGAGGCGCAGGGCAGGUCCUUCGACCCCGCCGCCUACUCCUCCUUCCGCGACCUGCCGCUCCCCUCCGCCGCCUCCAGCUGGGCCGCUCUGGGCGCGCUGGGGCCGCUGGGGGUGCUGUGCCGCCACUACCCCGCAGCGCUGGCGGGCGGCCGGCGGCUGGCGGUGCUGGCGAGGUUGCCGGAGACCAUCAGCCCCCGACUGUACGGCAACCUGCUGCCCAGGGCUGAUGGUGAGGAGGCGCAACCGCCUUCAGCUCCUUCCUCCUCCUCCGCUGCUGCUGCUGGUAACGGCCCCCUGCUGCUGCAACAACAGCAGCAGCAGCACAAGGCCCCCUUGAGGCGCCCUGACUGGGUAGAGUCACCCGAGCUACUGCGGGAGCUGCAAGCGGCAGUAGCAGCAGCAGCUACCUCCACCUCCACCUCCACUGCUACCAGUGUUGCUGCACCUGCCCUAUCAGCAGCCCAAACCCCCUCCAGCACUGCCACCGCACCCGAUUCCUGCAUCCUGGUAACCAGCCUAGGCUGCCCCGACGACGACCACAAUGAAGCCGAACAACAACAUCAGUACGAGCAGCAGCAGCAGCACCACCUGCCCGAUAACCCGGUGCUUCUGGCACUGGAUCCAGAAGCCACGGACGCUGUCGUACGAAUCCUGGAUCCAGUCCGCACCCAGCGGCUGACCCCCGCCACCCUCGCGGAGUGGUGCUCCGAGCGGGCCCUGCAGCUGGACGAGCGAGCGGGGCAGCUGGAGGGCGCUCUGUCGUUGCUGGAAUUGGGUUGGGAGCGGCUGGGAGGGACCGUACGGGGGGGAGGCUACAUGGGCAGCAGCAGCAGCAGUGGUGCUGGCAGUGGCGCUAGCGCUAGCGUUACCAGGAUGGCGCAGCUGCUGGCGGCAGCUCGUAUGCUGCGGGCCGCAGCAGGCGGCUCCAGUGCUGCUGCGCUUGCUAGCGCUGGAGGUGGUGCCGCCGGUAGCGGUGCUGCUGGUGUUGGUGCGGGUGGGGGCUGUUGUUGGCGGCUGAGUCUGCGGGACUUUGCUGGGCUGCCGGG